UUCAACUACUCCAAGGUGGCUUCAGAUCUUGAGGCUUCAGAAAGCAAAGAUCAGGCGAAAGAAAAAACAUUGAAGAUGGUGGAAGUAGCGAGGAACAAGCAAGUGAUUCUUAGGAACUACGUUGUGAGUGGAUAUCCGAAGGAAUCUGACUUGCAAGUAAUUGAAAGUUCCAUAGAAUUGAAAGUUCCAGCAGGUUCCGAUCAGAUCCUUCUCAAGACUCUCUACGUGUCUUGUGAUCCUGACAUGCGAACCAUGAUGAGCCAGACCGGCGUCCCUGGUUUCGGUCCAUAUUCUCUUCAUGCCCCAUUAACUUCGUAUGGAGUGGCUAAAGUGGUCGAAUCUGGACAUGCUGACUAUAAGAAAGGCGAUUUAGUUUGGGGAUAUACAAGAUGGGAAGAAUACACAUUGGCUUCUUCAAGUGAAACAUUCUUCAAAAUCCAUCACACUGAUGUCCGUCUUUCCUACUACUGCGGAAUUCUUGGCAUGCAUGGUUUGACUGCUUACGUUGGGUUAUAUGAAAUAGGAUCUCCUAAGAAUGGAGAUCGUGUAUUUGUGUCAGCUGCAUCUGGAGCAAUCGGUCAACUUGUUGGUCAAUUUGCAAAACUAUCUGGUUGUUAUGUUGUGGGAAGUGCUGGAAGUCAAGACAAGGUUGAUAUACUGAAGAAUAAAUUAGGAUUUGAUGAAGCUUUCAACUACAAGGAGGAACCUGAUCUAAAUGCAGCAUUAAAAAGGUACUUUCCAGAAGGCAUUGACCUUUACUAUGAGAAUGUUGGGGGCAGGACACUAGAUGCAGUGCUUUUAAAUAUGAGACACCAUGGUCGCAUAUCUGUGUGUGGAAUGGUUUCACAAUAUAAUCUUGAUGAACCUGAAGGUGUAAAAAAUUUAGCACAAAUCUUCUACAAGAGGGUUCAUAUGCGUGGAUUUAGUGUAAUUGAUUAUUAUCAGCUCUAUCCAAAAUAUUUGGACUUUGUUCUACCUCUUAUCAGAGAAGGGAAAAUCAAAUAUGUUGAAGACAUCGUUGAAGGUCUUGAGAAUGGCCCUAAAGCUCUGAUUGGCCUUUUUAGUGGUCGCAAUGUUGGAAAGCAAGUGUUGGUUGUUUCUCACGAGUGAUGAACUUGAAUCUCUUUGUAUUUUUUAUUUUUGGGGUUAAAUUUUAAAUUUAUCCUUAAGUUAUAAGUCCUGAAACAUCUAGAGCCUAAACUUGUUUCUGAUGCAAUGAUAUCUUUAACUUUAGAAAAUA
Prosopis cineraria is the source of this 1240-nucleotide messenger RNA. Its product is annotated as 2-alkenal reductase (NADP(+)-dependent)-like. Gene Ontology annotation, molecular function: 2-alkenal reductase [NAD(P)H] activity. The record is from RefSeq and is a predicted model, not a curated record. The coding region runs from base 76 to 1110 and encodes 344 amino acids. The transcript is spliced from 5 exons. NCBI's taxonomy places the organism in Eukaryota, Viridiplantae, Streptophyta, Magnoliopsida, Fabales, Fabaceae.